Colletotrichum higginsianum IMI 349063 is the source of this 2520-nucleotide messenger RNA. Its product is annotated as Cullin family protein. Gene Ontology annotation, molecular function: ubiquitin protein ligase binding. The record is from RefSeq and is a predicted model, not a curated record. Gene Ontology annotation, biological process: protein ubiquitination; ubiquitin-dependent protein catabolic process. Gene Ontology annotation, cellular component: Cul3-RING ubiquitin ligase complex. The transcript has 3 exons. Lineage: Eukaryota; Fungi; Ascomycota; Sordariomycetes; Glomerellales; Glomerellaceae. The coding region runs from base 1 to 2520 and encodes 839 amino acids.
AUGAUUUCUGGCAGAGGUGGAGGAAGUACGGCCAUGCGAGCCGGACGCAUUCGGCCUCCGCGCCGCCCAGGUCGCCUCACAUCGGGCAUCGACACCAGCGAUUUCGAGCAGUGUUGGGAGACUCUGAAGCAGGCCCUCACAGACAUCCACGACCAGAACUGCAGCACGCUGUCGUUCGAGCAGCUCUACCGGGCGUCUUACAAGAUAGUACUUAAGAAGAAGGGGGAGAUGCUUUACGAGCGGGUGAAGCAGUUCGAAGAGCAGUACUUCUCCGACCACGUCAUCCCUACCAUCGAGCGCCUGGUCACGGCCAACCUCGUGAGCGCCGCUAUGGGCGGCGCGGCCACCUCGGUCAACGAGCGCCGCAAGAUGGGCGAGAUUUUCCUUGGAGGCGUGCGGAAGUCCUGGGACCACCACAACACUUCCAUGAACAUGACGGCCGACAUCCUCAUGUACCUGGACCGGGGCUACACUCAGGAUGCUCGCAAGGCGUCCAUCUACACGGCCACAAUUGGCCUGUUCCGUGAUCAUAUCCUGCGUGCGUCGCUCAACUCGAGUGGGCAAUACACCGUCUUCGACAUACUCAACUCGGUCAUCCUUGACCACAUCAACAUGGAGCGUGAUGGUGAUACGAUUGACCGCCACUUGCUGCGCAACAUUGUUCGAAUGCUGGAUUCCCUCUAUGAAUCAGACGAGGAAAACGAGGCCGAAAAGCUGUACCUGACCGUGUUCGAGCCCGAGUAUCUCCAAUCCGAGCGAGAAUACUACAAGCGCGAGUGUGAGCGGCUGCUCCGCGACGCCGACGCCGGCGCAUGGCUGCGACACACCCAGCGUCGGUUGCAGGAGGAGAACGACCGAUGCGACACCACCAUCCACUAUGAGACAAGAGAGAGGUCCAUCAAGGUUGUCGAGGAAGAGCUCAUUUCGGCCCAUCUGGACGACUUCUUGAACCUCGAGGGCAGUGGCUUGAAGUCUAUGGUCAACUAUGACCGCGAGGAGGAGCUGUCUAUUCUCUACCAGCUGGUAUCGCGGGUCGACUCUAAGAAGGCGUCCCUCAAGAAGAUCCUGUCUGCGCGUGUGGUCGAACUUGGCCUUGAGAUUGAACAGAUGCUCAAGGAUACGAACUUUUCGGCCGCCACUGCACAGGCUGACGGGGAGGAGAUUGAUGGUGGAGAGAAGGCCAAGGCGCUGAGCUCAUCCGCCCAGCAGACAGCUGCAGCUAUUAAGUGGGUUGACGACGUCCUUAAGCUCAAGGACAAGUUCGACAACUUGUGGAUCAAGUGCUUUCAGCAGGACCUCAUCAUCCAGACUGCACUUACCAAGAGCUUUUCCGACUUCAUCAAUAUGUUCACCAAGAGCUCCGAGUACGUCUCGCUUUUCAUCGACGACAAUCUUCGACGCGGUAUUCGAGGCAAGACCGAGACCGAGACCGACGAGGUUUUGGAGAAGGCCAUUACCGUGAUCCGCUACCUCUCAGACAAGGACCUCUUUGAGCGGUACUACCAGAAGCACUUGGCCAAGCGUCUCCUCAACAACAAGUCGGAGAGUCAUGAUGUUGAGAAAUCGAUGAUCUCUCGUAUGAAGCAGGAGCUUGGCAACCAGUUCACCGCCAAGUUUGAGGGCAUGUUCAGAGACAUGGAGUCAUCUGCCGAGUUGACAUCAGGCUACCGGGACCAUAUCAAGGGCCUGGGCGAUGUAUCGCGCAAGCAGAUUGACCUUGCUGUCAACGUCUUGACGACCAACUCGUGGCCUCCCGAAAUCAUGGGUCGCACGUCGCAGUUCUCCGAGGGCGGUGGUUGCAUAUUUCCCGACGAAAUCAAGCGUCUUCAGGAAAGCCUUCUCAAGUACUAUCUCACCAAUCGCAGUGGCCGCAAGUUGACUUGGCUUGGAUCGACUGGCAGUGCUGAUGUCCGCUGUGUUUUCCCCGCCAUACCUGGUGGUAAGGGUCCUCUAGCUCGUGAGCGAAAGUACGAGAUCAACGUUCCGACAUACGGCAUGGUCGUGCUCUUGCUCUUCAAUGAGCUGGAGGAAGGCGAGGAGCUGUCUCUCGAGGAAAUCCAAGCCAAGACCAACAUCCCUUCCCAGGACCUCGCCAGAACCCUCACUUCCUUGUCCAUCGUCCCCAAGGCCAGAGUGCUGGCCAAGGAGCCCGCCACCAAGAGCAUCAAGCCCGGCGACAAGUUCAAGUUCAAUCCAUCCUUCGUCAGCAAGACUGUCCGGAUCAAGGCGCCCAUCAUCAACGCCACCAGCAAGGUCGAGGGCGACGAGGAACGGAAGCAGACCGAGGAGAAGAACAACCAGACCCGAGCCCAUGUCAUUGACGCCGCGCUUGUCAGAAUUAUGAAACAACGCAAGGAGCUCGGCCAUUCGCAGCUCAUUACCGAGGUCAUUGACCAGCUCAGCAGCCGCUUCAAGCCUGAGAUCAGCCUCAUCAAGAAGCGAGUCGAGGACCUGAUCGUGCGCGAGUACCUCGAACGCGUCGAGGACACAUCGACACCGACGUAUCGCUACCUCGCCUGA